AAACGCAGACAUCAUCCAUAGCCAUAUUAAGCAAGAAAAGAAAAAUGAUGAUCGGAGAGAGAGAUCACAGUUAUCUUGAGGCGCAAGUUACCACGUGGUACUCAGGUGAUCAGACGGCUAAUAUUCAGUUUUCUUCUAGCCCUAGAGACAAUGCCUAUGCCGGCGAGGAAUUCUCGCCGUCAAUUCAAAACGACGCAGCUUUGAGGGCUUUCCAGCGGUACUUGCCGUCGAAUAGUAGCGACGGCGAGUUUGACGGCGGGAAAGACGGUGAGUUCCCCGCCGACGCGUAUUCUUGCGAUCAGUUUCGGAUGUAUGAGUUUAAAGUGAGGAAAUGCGCACGUGGGAGGUCACAUGACUGGACGGAGUGUCCGUUUGCCCAUCCCGGAGAAAAGGCUCGCAGGCGGGACCCGCGCGCGUGUCACUACUCGGGGACGGCGUGUCCGGAUUUCCGGAAGGGGAACUGCCGGAAAGGCGACGCGUGCGAGUUCGCGCACGGCGUGUUUGAGUGCUGGCUACACCCGGCGCGUUACCGCACGCAGCCGUGUAAGGAUGGGAUGAACUGCAAGCGACGCGUGUGCUUCUUCGCCCACUCGCCGGAACAGCUCCGAGUUUUGAGCCCCCGUUACGAAUCCUACGACGGGUCGCCGCAUAGGUUCGGUUUCGACGCCGCCAAAACUAUCCAUUUCGUUUCGUCCCCCGAGUCCGGAUCGCCGCCGUCCGAGUCACCGCCCUUAUCUCCGAUGACCGCCGCCAACUCAGUCAACUCGCUCAGCCGCUCUCUCGGCUCCAAUUACGUCAGCGACAUGGUGGCCUCUCUACGUCAGCUCCAACUCAACAAGGUGAAAUCCAUGCCUUCUUCCUGGACCGUUCAAAUUGGUUCACCUGUUCACGGGUCUCCGGUCUUACCCGUGACCCGACCCGGAUUCCGGAGCUUGCCUUCCACUCCAACCCAGUGUAUCCCUCGAUCCCACUUUGAUCUCUGGGAAGAGAGCUUGCGUGAAGAAGAAGAUGAAAUCCCCAUGGAAAGAGUCGAGUCAGGGCGAGGCUUAAGAGCCAGAAUGUUCCAGAAAUUAAGCGAGGAAAAUCCUCUAGACGGGUACCCGAACCCGUCUGAUGCUCCAAACCCGGAUGUCGGAUGGGUCUCGGAUCUUAUCAACUAAAAUGUUUUAAUUUUCUUGAGAAUAGGUAAAUAUCUAUUUUUUUUAAAUCAAAAAACUGAAUUUUAAUUUCAAUCCCCCCAAAAAAAAAUUAAAAAAAUUUGUAAAGAUCGGAAGAGCUGUGAUGAUCGACUGUAAAUAUGGAAGAAGAAAGACGGCGUUUCUGUAUUUGGGUGUCUGCACAAGCUAAGGAACAAGCCGAGGAUGAAGAAGAGAAGACUGGAUUAUUCCCUUUUUUGGUAAAUUUAAGGUUGUUACUAAUCAUCGUUAUAAGUUAUCAUUAGCACUAGAGUUUAUCUUAAUGUUGUUAUAAAUCUCGUUUACUGUAUCUUUAUGUUUGCCGAGUCUGCUACUGAUUAACUCUAAUCCUAGUGGGUGUAGAUAUUAUCAUGAUCUGGAUGCAUGCUCUCUGCUAUUCAAUAUGAUGAAUGUAAUGAACAAUAUUACUUCAUGUCAUGUAUUUUAUAAAAUUAUAUUUCUUUUACUUA
Messenger RNA from Ipomoea triloba (trilobed morning glory), 1645 nucleotides. Its product is annotated as zinc finger CCCH domain-containing protein 20-like. The transcript has a single exon. The record is from RefSeq and is a predicted model, not a curated record. Bases 45 to 1160 code for a protein of 371 amino acids. Lineage: Eukaryota; Viridiplantae; Streptophyta; Magnoliopsida; Solanales; Convolvulaceae. Gene Ontology annotation, molecular function: metal ion binding.